Aspergillus homomorphus CBS 101889 is the source of this 4562-nucleotide messenger RNA. RefSeq names its product putative GTP binding protein (Bud4) (gene bud4). Gene Ontology annotation, molecular function: GTP binding. Lineage: Eukaryota; Fungi; Ascomycota; Eurotiomycetes; Eurotiales; Aspergillaceae. Bases 104 to 4237 code for a protein of 1377 amino acids. The record is from RefSeq and is a predicted model, not a curated record. The transcript is spliced from 6 exons.
GUUUCUCGCUCUUCUGUGUGUGCAGUGGCGUUGUUUUGCCCUCCCGGCGCCUUUUUUCUGCUGCAUUCCAUCGUUGCGCCUCUGAUUGUGGGUUCCCACCAAGAUGACCAGCAACACCGGGCAACGUCCGUUAUCAGAAGUGAGCCCCAUGGCUCAGCGAAGGAACUCCCCCAGCUGGAAUCAAACCACCAAGACGAUGAGAACACACGACGCUUCGUCGUAUGAGGCUCCGGCUUCACCGCGUCUCUUUUGGCAGGGUCGGGAAUCCGGCUCUCCCUUCCAUAGAAGCUCGGAGAACCAAAGCCCAUAUGACCCCGAGGUCUCGACCUAUACUCCCUCGAAACGGCCGUCGCUAGAGAACCUGAAGCGCGCCUCGAGAGUCAAGAACAACAACAUGUUCCGCGACCACAAUGCAGAGUAUGACCCGUCACAAGUCUAUGUACCGCAGAGGCCGUUGGCGCUCAGUCGCCCAUCCCAGAGGCAAGUGCAGAAUGUACCACCAGCACAUCAGCCCGACGCUCAGGACAGUUCGAUCGGCCCACGCCCCCCUUCCCCGAGCAAGGACCAAGUUGCGCCGGCCAAGUCAUCGCUUUCUCGGGCGAGCCGAUUCGGUGUUAAGGACGCUGGUUUCGACCCCGAGAACGAGAUUUGGUCCGACAUCGACGGGAGUCGACAUGCUAAGAGCGUCACCUUCGAUGCCGCGCCGCCUCAAGUGAACGAAUAUGAGAUGACAACCCCCGAUCCAUCCUCGAUCGCCUCCGGUUCCCGCGAAGGUAGUUACGACUCGGAGGAUAAUGAAAACGAUGUCGGCUUUGACCGGGAAUCUUCUCUCGAUCGCGACGACAGCUUCGACGCAUCGUUGGAAGACCUCGAGAAAACCCCCGUUGUCCUGCCCGAGGAUUGGCGCUACAUGAGCCCCGAGACUGCGAAUGAUGAAAUGGUAGGAGAGGAGGAAGGCGCUUUCUCCGAGGAUGAUGAGGACCACAGCCCUAUCCCCCGCCCGUCUUCUCGACAAGAGCCGCCUGCGCAGCAUGCGCGGGUCGAGUCACUGGAUUCCAACACCGACCGCCGUCCUCUUCCCCCUCUUCCCCCCACUAACCGGCCGCAGUUCUCCCAGCGUGGAUCGCCAGGAAAAAUGACGGCCGCCUUCGAGCUUGGGAGCGGGAACCAGCGCGUUCUCCCUUCCCCGCCUGCGCCCGCCUCUUACAGCAAGUCCGACAUCACGGAACGGAACCAGGGUCAUAUGCCGCUGGAGGAGAGACUGCGUCUGAUGAUGAUCGAAAAGCAAGAGCCGGUCACUGAGGAGAUUGAACUCGAUGGCCCCGAAACACCCAAGGCCCUUCCUGAGGAACCAAAGGAACAAACUGUGGCCAAGGAUGCCCCUUCUCCACCCGAAAAGGAAGCAGAUGCCGCCCCUGAAGAGGACGCCGAUGCCUACGCUCCUCCGCGCAUUUCUAGGGAUUCGAUUCUGCGGGAUCUGCGCAAGAGUGAGAGUUUCCUUGAUGACUCAUUCGAGGAUGCUUCACAAGCUGAUUCUACUGCGAACCAUUACUUGGAUUAUGACCCGGACGUCCCCAUUCCCUCCCUGGAGCAUGACCAUGAUAAUAGCCACGACUAUGAUGAUGACGACGACGACGAUGAGACAAGCAGCGUGAUAAUCAAGCCCGAAGAGCAUGAUGACGACCUCUAUGAUAUCCCGGAAUACUAUGAAUCCAUAAAUUCGGAGCAAUCUUCUUCGCAAAGUUUGAAGGAUAAGGUGGGCGCUGAUGAUGAGAGUCGUUACUCCAGUCAGCCGGUGGAAGAAUUAUCCGCUCUGGAAAUUGCCUCGCAAGCUUCUGAGGACAGACAGGCCACUCCAGUGCCUACUAUACAGAUGGAAGAGGUCUCGGACGAUGCCCCAGUCGACGAGCCGGUCGACGAGCCGGUCGACGAACCUGCCGAUGAGUCCAUUCAUGAGUCGGUUGACGAUUCGUUCGUAGGAUCUAUAAAUAGUGAAAGGUCCGCUGAGAAGAUGGCCGCCAUGCGGGAGUCGCUUCAGCGCCCAGCGACACCAGAAAGCCAGAAUCAACUAUCCGAGCCUUCUACUCCCGACUCUGUUAUUCGACACCCGGUUGCCGACGAGGACAGCGAGCGUGAGGGCUCUCCAGACGAGAGUGUUCCAGAUCCGAUCGCAACCGUCAAAGCCCCAGGAACUCGCCUCAAGACCCGUCCAUCACUGACCCCAGCUGAUAUGGAGCAGAUGGCAGCCACUCGUCGCAAGAUAAGCGGACAGGUGCCGCCGCCGAUGCCAUCCCUCACAAAGCAGGAAUCGAAUGAAUCUCAGCGCUCAGCCCCCGGCGACGCUGUGCCCUCACUCCCCCCACCCGUGCAGGACUCCAACCAACGACAGAGCAGUCUGGUGAAGCUGGACAUCCCGUUCAGCAUUCAGGAAGAAGAAAGUCUUGGAUUCGGACUGAACAAGGAAUUCGAUCGGGUUAUUGAAUCCCAAAAGCGAGGCUAUCUCAUGCGCCACAACACAAAGGUCAUUAUUGCAAGCAGUAGUACCGAGGACGACACCGUGCCGACUCCAGGAGAAGCUCCAGCGGAAGCUCGAGCCACACGUGCCGCACCCACACCGCGCAAGGCCAGCCAGCAAACUUGGACCACCGUGCCUUGGAACGGUCAGACUCGCCGGGCGAGUAUGAGAACAGCCAGCGGGGUGGUCCGAAAGAAAACUGCGUCAGGUCCGGUCCCUCCGCUCCCAGGCCAGCAAAGUAGUGUUCAGGAAACACCAGCUACGACCGAGGAGACCGAGCCUGCUCUGAACGGCGCUUUGGAGGAGGGUGAGGAACGCGGCCGCCUGUUUGUCAAGGUCGUUGGAAUGAAGUACCUCGAUCUGCCUCUACCACGAGGUGAGCGAUCGUACUUCGCCCUGACUUUGGAUAACGGGCUACAUUGUGUCACCACCUCUUGGUUGGAGCUAGGCAAGACAGCGCCGAUCGGCCAGGAAUUCGAGCUCAUCGUUCAGAACGACCUUGAGUUCCAGCUGACCUUGCAAAUGAAGGUGGAUGAAGAGAAAUUCCGAGUUCAGGAGCCUGCUCCUACUGCCUCUCCUAGUCGCCCGAAGACUUCCACGUUUAGCCGCGUGUUCGCUUCUCCUCGCAAGCGCAAGGAACUCGAGAUGAAGCAACAACUUGCCUCCCAGCAAAACAAGGCCAAAGAUAUCAAUGCUCCUGUGUGGGAACGUUUGAGGACUUUGGUCGCCAGAGAUGGCAGUUUUGCGCGUGCAUAUGUUUCUCUCUCUGACCAUGAGAAGCACGCAUAUGGUCGGCCUUACACUGUCGAUAUUGCUUGUUUCAAUGAAUGGGCGGUCGAAGAGCAACCGAGUAGCGUGAAGAGCAAGAAGAGCACAACGAGUACGACCUCGCAACGACGACCUCCUUACAAGAUCGGAAAGCUGGAACUUCAGCUGUUGUUCGUUCCUAAGCCCAAGGGUGCCAAGGAGGAGGAUAUGCCCAAGAGCAUGAACGCUUGCAUCAGGGAAAUGCGCGAGGCGGAAAGCGUCUCUGCUCGUAGUUGGGAAGGAUUCUUGUCCCAGCAGGGAGGCGAUUGUCCGUACUGGAGACGUCGCUUCUUCAAGCUCCAGGGAUCCAAAUUGACAGCCUACCACGAGACCACCCGUCAACCACGUGCGACCAUCAACCUUUCGAAGGCCGUCAAAUUGAUCGAUGACCGGUCGUCAUUGACGCAAAGGGAGACAACCACCCGGGGAGGUGGCCGUCGCAAAUCUGCUUUCGCGGAAGAAGAGGAGGGCUACAUGUUCGUGGAGGAGGGCUUCCGUAUUCGCUUCGGCAACGGCGAGGUGAUCGACUUCUACGCUGACAGCGCGGUCGACAAGGACGGAUGGAUGAAGGUCCUGGCAGAUGCUGUCGGCAAAGGCUCCUCCGGAAGCAGCCAAGUCAAGCUCUGGACCGAGCUGGUUCUCAAGCGGGAGCGGGGCAUGAAAGUCAAACGGGAGUCCGCCGCCGCCGCCGCCCCUGCUGUCGCCCCUGCUGCUGCUCCUGCUCCUGCCCCUAUUACCGAACGCCCCAGCCAAAUCCCUCCUCCCCCACCUGCCAAAAACACCUCGUCUAUCCCGAUGCCGACGGCGCCGGCGCCGACCUCGGCUUCCAAGCCUCGACACAAGCACACCCAAUCUCAGCCUGACGUUCGUGGUGCGGAUGCUCGACGACAGAAGACGCGGUCAUUGAUGUUCUAGACGUGCGGGUUGGUGGGUGCAGUGGCAGUUUUGUUGCUCCAGUUGUACGUUCAGCCUGUUUGUUUUUUUUCAACCUCGCGAUCUCUUGCACAUUGAAAUCAGUUUUGUCGAAUUUUUCUCUUUUCCUGGUGUCGGAGUUUAAAGCCUGCUCUGCUGUUGCAUUUCUGUUCUUGUUCAAUAGUUUUGACUGUGAAAAUUCCUUGUGCAUUCAGCGUUGUUGUUUUUGUGGUGCCGUUUUUGAUACAUAGCGUCUUUCCUUCACAAGUUCAUAAUGGAUCUUGAAUAUUUCAUGUAUCAUAAUGCGGUAAUAUAUUGUUUGAUGGAG